Nylanderia fulva is the source of this 2239-nucleotide messenger RNA. Its product is annotated as ATP-binding cassette sub-family G member 4. Gene Ontology annotation, molecular function: ABC-type transporter activity; ATP binding; ATP hydrolysis activity. NCBI's taxonomy places the organism in Eukaryota, Metazoa, Arthropoda, Insecta, Hymenoptera, Formicidae. The record is from RefSeq and is a predicted model, not a curated record. Gene Ontology annotation, cellular component: plasma membrane. Gene Ontology annotation, biological process: transmembrane transport.
AGCAUUAAGCACAAUCAUUUUUUAUUUAUGAUGCUAAGCGUCCAUGAAACCAGUCUCAGUGCUUUAGCAGACAUUCGCGUCUGACAGUUGCAGUUGGGAAUUCACGAGUGCUACUUCGCGAGUGCGUGUGCGCCUUUCAUUUGAUCAAAGCUUAUCUGGGAUUGUGUCAUUUAAUUUGAUCAAUUGACGGAACUGACGCUCGGUUACGAAGCGAGAGAGUAAAAUGUUGGGAAUUGACGAUAAUAAUAAAGAUGACGCGAUCAACAUGCUGGAUCACAGCUGCCGAAUUCAAUUGCGGGAGUCGGAAAUAUUGAUGGGAGAAUUCACGCGGGAAGAACGGAAGUCACAAUUGUAUAUCGAAUUCAACAAUCUCGGUUACUCGGUUGAUCGUAAAGGGAUCAAAAAGACGAUCUUACGCGAUGUGACCGGACACUUCGAACCCGGGAAAUUGACGAUGAUAAUCGGUCCUUCCGGCGCGGGAAAGUCGACGCUGCUGAAAAUCAUCUCGGGCGAGCGAUGGGUCAACGUCGACGGCACCGUUUCUGUAAACGGUGUCGAACAGAACAGAGGAAACUUCCGUAAACAUGUAUGUUACGUGCCGCAACAAUUCGAAUUACUGCCGUUUCUCACGACGAGAGAGACCCUCUAUAUAGCGGCUCUAUUGAAGAUGAAUGUCAAACGAAACGAGAAAGAGAAUGCUCAUCUGAUCGUAAACGAAAUUACUGAGAGUCUUGGUUUAUCAAAUUGCCUAGACACGCUGGCGAACAAAUUGAGCGGUGGCGAACGCAAGAGACUAUCCAUCGGGGUAGAAAUGAUCACUAAACCGUCCGUUUUUUUAUUAGACGAACCGACAAGCGGUCUCGAUAGCGCAGCAUCUAAUCAGCUCAUUAACGUGCUGCAUAAUAUGGCGAAAGCGAACUGCAUCGUGAUUUGCGUGAUACAUCAACCCAGUAGUCAAAUGAUCUCGCAGUUCGAUGACAUUACGGUACUCGAUCGAGGUAGAUGCAUGUACUGUGGUCCGAAAAACAAGAUACUUAAUACAUACGAGAGCGCCGGCUUCACAUGCCCGCGUUUUUACAACAUCUCUGAAUUCGUACUCGAAGUAAUAACCGAACAGAGAGAUGGAGAUUUGGAGAAUCUAUACAAGAUCUGUAGGAGUGAAUAUGAAAAAUACAAAUCGAGUCAUAAACAUCAUAAAAAUGAAAUGAACCAUGAAACGACUUGUUCUAAACAGAAUAUCGAAAAAGACGAUGUCCUCACGUCUGAGAAUAAUACAAAGCAAAGAUUGUCAACGUGGCGACAACAAAAAAUAUUAUUCUUAAGGGCUUUAAUUUGCAUUAAACGAGAUACCACCAUGACGAUGCUGAGAUUUGCGGCGCAUGUAGUAGUAGGACUGCUUUUAGGUGCGGUCUUUUGUGACUUCGGCAAUGAUGCGGAAAAGGUGAACAGCAACAUAGCUUGCUUAUUUUUCUUGUUGCUGUUCUUAUUUUUCGCAAAUUCAAUGCCGGCAGUGCAGAUGUUUCCCACGGAAGCAGCAGUAUUUCUACAGGAGCAUUUAAAUAAUUGGUACUCUCUCAGAUCUUAUUACAGUGUAAAGAUAUUAACGGAUCUUCCGAUGCAAAUACUUUGUUCUUCGUCCUUCUUACUUAUAUCAUAUUAUAUGACGGGUCAGCCAAUGGAAUGUGACAGGAUUUUGCGAGCAUGGAGUAUUGGCGUAUUGAUAACAAUUCUUGGACAAACAGUUGGGAUUCUGACGGGUGCAGCUUUCAACACCGAGAUAGGAGUUUUCUUAAUACCAGCAUUAAGCAUACCAUUGUUGCUGUUUGCUGGAUUUUUCUUAAAGAUAGGGGAGAUGUCGAUGUAUCUGCAACCCUUAGGAUGCAUAAGUUUUUUCAGAUACGCGUUUGAGGGAAUUAUACAAGCGAUCUACGGUCUUGAUCGUCCGAAUUUGUAUUGCUCAGAGGUUUACUGCUACCUUAAUUCGCCAAGCAAAAUUCUCUCGUCGAUGGACAUGCCUACGGUGUCGUUCAGUGUAAUUUUGGUGAUACUCGGUUGUUGGAUAUUCUGCUUACAUGUUAUCAUCUACGUGGUACUUCGUUGGAAAAUUUAUUACGCGAGAAAGUAACAUAAAAUUAAUGUUACUAAAUACGUACAUAAAGUAUGUACUUAUAGAGAAGAUUUGUUCGACGAUUAUCUUUGUAUCUAAAUAAUCUAAAAUAAAUCUUCUCUCUCUCUUUAA